Messenger RNA from Diorhabda sublineata, 6449 nucleotides. RefSeq lists its product as uncharacterized. NCBI's taxonomy places the organism in Eukaryota, Metazoa, Arthropoda, Insecta, Coleoptera, Chrysomelidae. The record is from RefSeq and is a predicted model, not a curated record. Bases 319 to 1560 code for a protein of 413 amino acids. The transcript has 3 exons.
UAUUUCAAAAAUAGUGAAAAUUCUGAUGGAUACUAUGAUAUCAAAUUAACCACUAAAAGUAUAUUGAAUCUUUUAAUAUAAAUAUAAAAUUAUUUUAAAAUAUAUUUCUAUAUAGUAUGUACAACAUAGAUAUACUUGCUUUUUAGAAACAGCUCUCCCAUUUGCUGAUUUGACAAUACAAAUUUUCAUGACGUGUCUUUAUUAUACAGAAAAAGAGGUUAGGCUAAUAUCUAGGGGUUUUACAUAGAUACAAUUUAUUUAAAAAGGUUCUUGUUUACUAUGUUAUAAGAAUUUAGAAUACGUUAAGCAUUAGUGAUAAUGGCGGACCCUACACAACAAAAUGAAGCUAGAUCAGACAAUUACUGUAAAGAUAGAUAUUUCCAUUCCAGUAACAGACCCUACCGCGGCAGGGGUAGAGGUAGAGGUAGAGAUUACAGGGUAGAUAAUGUUGAGCGAGCUCUUAGCGAAUUAGGAGUAAGAGAUCUAAGAGAACACCUUGAUAGAAAACAUCAGAAUGAACAGUCAAAAAGUGGCCCACCAUCAGAUCCAUCUUAUAAUUAUCUAAAAGACCCACUAAGAGAAAAUGAAGAUAAUAGUGCAAAUGUACAAUCAUCUUCUUUAUUGCGCUCACAUAGCUACAGGGGUCGAGGAAGAUCUAGAUAUGAAGAAGAUACAUUUAUACAAAACCCGAUGAAUAUUAAGGUAGAAUUGAUUACUUCUACUGGUCAAAGAAGUUGUACAUUAAAUGAAGGUUCCAAAUUAGCGGAUAUAAAACAUAUACCAGAUUAUGAACAUCCACAACGUGGCGGCUUCGUGAGAGGUAGAAGCUCUAGAGGAAGAGGCAGAGGAAGAUUUAAUAAUGAUCCAUCAGAUGAAGGUGAGAGGAUUAGGUCUAAGAGUAGUGAACGUAGAAGAAACAGUGAAGCAAGGAAUCACCGUAGAAGCAAAAGUGUGGAAAAUAAAGGUAGAAAUAGGGAAACAACAACAAAUAAUUCUGAAUCUAAUCCUAAAUCUACAUCUGAAACUAAUGAUUAUCAAGGGAGAGGAAACGUAAAAACUUCUUCUGAAAUCAUACCCGAAAAUGUUGACUAUAGAGGUAGAGGAAGAAUUUCAUCAUAUACUUCUGAAUAUUUACCACACAAUCAAAAACCAAGAGGAUCAUUUGAUAAUAACACCAGAGGGAGGUUCAGGAGUAGAGGAAGACGAUGGGGAGGUAGAAGAGGUGGUAGAGGUAACCAAAGACCAACAAAAUCUGACAUUGACCAGAUUGCUAAUACUGAUGUGACUACUGAAGAAAAUUGGGAAGAUGAAGAAAAUACUGAUAAACCUUGUGAGACUAACACAGAGAUUGAAGAUGUUGAAAAUAACGAUCAGGAAACAAAUCCUCCAGCUAGCUAUUCUGAAGAUAUCAGUAUCGUAGUAAACACAACUAACGAAGGUAAUAUUAAAAAAAGAACUGUUAGAUUCAAUUUGAAUGAAAAUAAAGAUGAAAAAAAUGGAGAUUUAAUACAGGAAAAAGAUGAGGACAAACCUUGCAAAGUUGCUAGUAGCGUUCAGUAAACAACACUGUUAUUUCAAUAUUACCUCUGCAUAUUCAAUUUUUUUUUUUCAAAGUAACUUCAAUAUUAUGUUCUAAAUGUAUUGGAUGCCAUUUUUGAAAACUAUUUGUACUCCCAUUGUUUUGAGAAAAAAAUGAGUGAUAGUUGGAAAUUGUCCUUGGCUGAAGUAAUAGAAACAAAUAAUAAAAAAUAUGAAUUUUUUAUCAUAACAUCAUGUAAUAUCAGAGAUAUAUUUCUUUUCAAAAGUUAUAAAUAUUUAAAAAUAUUUUUUGCUGAUCAAGUUUUGGAAGAUUUUUUUCAAUUUUAGUUUGGGGUGUAAAAACAUAGAUUUUGAUUAUUCUUUUCUGAAAUAUUUCAAUUUAAAUUUCUGCAUUUUUUAUUUGUAACUUUUUUCAUCUUUCAUGAAAUAGUUGAUCAUAACAACAAGUAAUAUCAAAGAUAUAUUUGUUUUUAAAAGUUAUGAUCAUUUAAAAACAGUUUUUAUUGAUCAAGUUUUGGAAUAUUUUUUUCAAAAUUUAGUUUCUGAUGUAAAUACAUAAAUUUUGAUUGUUCUUUUCUGAAAUAUUUCAUUUUCUUUUUCAAUAUUUCAAUUUGAAUUUCUGUAUUUUUUAUUUGUUACCAAUAAAGUUAUGUCAGGACAGUGAUAUAUCACCAGUGGUAUUUUCAAAACAUGAAUAGAGUGAUUUUGGUAUCUACCUCCAUUUUUCUUAUGUACCACAUUUUACGGAAUUUUAAUAAAUUAAAAACAUCAAGUUCCAUAAUUGUAAGUAAAAAUAUGUCUAGUAGACUUUGAGUGUGAUAUUAAUUUUGAUUUAUCGAAGUUUUUAUAGAAGAUUGACAAUAGUCGGCGAAAAAACGAAGUGCCUUCAAGUAUUGAUUUAAACAUUUAGAUAUCUGUAUUUUUAUAAUGAAAAAAAUUAAAAUGUGUUUCAUAGUAAAUCAAUAUUACUUUUUCAGUUUUUGUGAUAUACGUGUAUUUAUUUCUUGUAUUUUAAAAUCAAAUUGAUUAAUAAUUGAAGCAACAAUAUAUUUAAUCACAAUAUUUUAAUUAUAUGUUCGUAUUUGAAUUAUUUAUUGUUUUAAUAUCAAAAACAGUUGAAGUAAACAAAUAAAUGUCAGAAAUAUAAAUAACUGUUUUCAAAGAAGACAAUGCUUUUGACUAAAAGGUUUUUCCUAUGGGUAUUCGUUAUGCAAAAUAAUGUAUAAAGCCUCAAUUUAGAGUUAUAUAAAUUUUUUCUUUGUAGUUUGUACCAUGUUUUCACUUCUUCGAAAGCUGAAACAGAAUAUAUUCUAACAAUAUAAACUCAUAAUUUAUUUUUGUUGAAAAUGUAUUUUAUCUUCUCUGAAAAUCUCAUUUUUUUAGGUUAUUGAGAUUUAAAUUUUCAUUAUUCUUUUAUCUAUGUUUUCCACUCUUUUCUCUCCCUUUCUACUUUAUUCAUUUGUCGUACUGUUUUCCCCUUUUCUUCCUUUUAAUUCUACUUGUUCUAGUCAAGUUUUCCUAGAUCUUCCUCUUCUUAUUUUCUUAUAUCUUUUUGCUUCUGUCACUUUUCAUAUUAUGCUUUAUAGUGCUCUUCUCUAUAUGUGUUUUACCACAAACAUUUUCCAAGUAUUUUUGUUCCUGUUUGAGUUUUUUUAUAAUUACUUCAAUUCUUCUCAUAUACACCCUCGUUUCCCAUGUCACUUUCUUUAGUUGUUUCAUUAGCUGCUGUUAUUCUGUGUCUUUUUGUUCAUUACACAGGUUUCACUUCCAUAUGUUGGGAUUAGUGGGAAUGACUUUUUAUCUUUAUAAAAGUAAAUCACAAAUGCAAUACUGAAAUAAUUGUAUGAAAAAUCAAAAGUAUUAUAAAUAAAAAUUGUAUAAUGGUAAAAAUUUAUUUAUACAAUAUUGAUUGUGUUGAAAAAAUAUAAAAUCUAGAAGUAAAAAUAAUAUUUCCUUUUUAAAUUAAUAUGUCUCUAAAAUAAAUCACAUGAAGCAUCACUAGUUUGUCUUGAAACUAUAGUAGGAAGAGCGUUACUUUUCAAUUUUUUUCUAAUUAUCUACUCUGACUUUUCCCAUUGAUCACUAACGAAAUAAAGCUAUAAAAAAGAAGUUCUUUUAAUAUUGGACAUCAAUUUAGAAAAUAAAAGAUAACAUAGUACAGUAACAUCAUAUUUUCAUUUUAAACUUCGCAUAAAGCAGCUGAAUCUCCAGGAGUCCAAUUAGGAUCUUUUACACAAUUUAUUCUCCUCAAUUCCCUUCUCUUUGGAUCUGUUGGAAAGUAGCACAUAUUCAAACUAACUCCAUUCUUAUUUUUACAUCCAGGAGCCUAACACUUUGGUAUUUUUAACAAAUAUUUCAUCCUAACAGUAAAAUACCAAUUUUUACUCAAUCAGAUUUGUUUACACACAAACACACGCUUACGGUCACAUCACUGAUAGCCGAACCUAAUUCUGUGAAAGUUAGGGUACUGAAUAUGACGGAACCAAUCAGAAAGCUACUAAGGAUUGGCCACAUUGUAGCGCUACGUCCGCUGAAUGCGACUAUUAUGGAUAAUCCUUUUCUGUCAUAAGCAGCUGUGAAUUGUCUUUUUUAAACUAUUUGUUUUAAAAAAUGUUACUUCAAGUGUGAAAAUAUUCUUUAUUUAGUAUUGUAUAGAAUCAAUGAUUUUUUUUAUGUUGGUUAUGGAUUUUUUUUUUAUAAAAGCUCAUACUUUUAUCAGGGGUGGAUGAGAAAUCCCCAUCGGGAAUCUUUUGACCACACAAAUCACAAAGGUAACUUAAACAACACAAAAAUGGACACGAAAAUUAUUUAUUAUAUUCCGCAGUUAGUAUGAAGGAUACUCGGAAUAACAUGGAUUUUUAAUUAUUCGAUUUGUAAGCAUAUCUGAAAUGGUAUAUUCUGGGUAUGAUGUUUUGAAAUAGGGUUGCUGGUCAAGUUAGAUGGGGCCGAGGGAGGAGCGUAACUAGCGUUUGGUUUUGACCAGUGUUAAGAUUACCUCUGUGAGGUAGUCGCUCAAGUUGUUGGUCAUAUCAACGAAAAUGUCAAGGUCGUACCGAACCGGAAUGGUACGACGUUCGUUCCUGUUGAGUAUCCAGUCAGGAGAAAUAAGAUGCCCUGGCGUCGGUGUAACGCAACACCAAACUGAGUCUAACGUUUCGAAGGUUUCCUUCCAUAGUUGGAAACCAAAAGAUACUGCCAUGCCGAAGGUGCCUGGGGAUUCGGAGUUGAGGCAACGGGAUGACUGUAGCAGUUGAUGCCCUGCUAGUAACAUCGUUUUCGGCGAUGGGAUGGGUUGGAAUGGAUUGGCAGAAAUAGCCCUGCUCUGAAAUAGUUGAAAACACUAUGGGUUGCAGCUUGAAAGUUUCGGUGCUAGCUAGAAUGCUGGAAACAGCUUUGAGCAAUACAAUACAGACAGGGAAUCUCUUCGUAGAGAUUGUAGGUGGCUUCGUCGAUAGUGGCGUUUUAGUAGCCUGGAGCGUGAUCUGCUUCAAAAGUUGGCAGAGGUGGGAAGGAAGGAUAAAGGUGUUGACCCGCUUUGGUCUCAAUAACACCUAGUGCAUUGAGAUAUAGAUACACCGGCUCGGGUACGUUGAAAGCGUAGCCGUCGCAUUUAUCCAGGAUCAAGAUCUCUUCGGGAGAUUCAGAAUUCCGAGCCACAACAAAUUAACGCAGUAGUAUUACAAAAAUGUGUGUAAGGUCAGGUUUCAUUUUUCUAGUUGUAAUUAUAAUUCAACAUACAAAUUGAAAGUGCUUCUAUGACUUCUAUUAUGAAAUGAUUGCAAUAGUUCUUAUGGGAAUUUUUAAGUGAAAAGACUUUUUACUAUUCACUACUCUUCAAUUUUUGGCUAUAAUUUCUAUUUCAUGUUGUUGCUUUUCUUCCAAAAAAAUUAAACCUCAUGUUGCAAAACAAAUACCUUUUAUCAUAUACGAUAUCGAAACUUUUUUUCUUAUAAUAUACUAUUUCUAGCAUGCACUGUUAAAUUUUCGACUUAAAAUAUUAAAGAUUAAAAAAAUUGGGCUCAAUUUUGCAAAAAAUGUCAUUUUUUCACUUUUUUGAAGUUUAUUUUUCUUUCGACAUGUAAAAAUUAAAAUUUAAACAUUAUUAAUCAUUCGAUUUCUAAAAUAACACACUAAAAUAUGUUACAAAAAGUUUUCAAAUAAAAAUAUUAAAAACCUUUUUCAGCCAUGUGGCAAUUACGUGAUUUUUUUUAAGUGUGUCAAGUAAGGGUUAAUUAUUUGUUACAUAUCAAAUUAUUAUAUUCUGUUUUGUUUGUAAAUGCUUAUAUGAUUACAUAUUACCAACAUCGACUGGCUCAUAUGAAAUGUUUACAAAAACCUAACGAUCAUUUUUUCAUAAGGUCCGUCCACCCCUGUUUUCUAUUGUGCUAAAAUUGCUAGUUUAGUAUUAUAAUUGGGCUGUUGUUAAAAAGACUCGAGUAUAUUUACAGAAAGAAUUUAAUUUCGGAAACUUAGGUUAAUUUUUUAAAAAUUGGAAUAAGUUUCUUCAAAUCACUAUCAAAAUAAGUUCAAUUAAAAAUUAAAUUCAAAUUUGAUAAUUGGGUUAUUUUGUAAUAAUAUAACAGCUGAUACAGUGGGGAAAUACUUUACCUACUCUUAUUGUUUAAAGUUGGUAAACAUGUGAUUUGUUUUUUUCUCAUUAUUAUAUUGUUUAUGUUAUGUUAUGAAAUAUAAUAUUGAAAGAUAUUUUUUCCAAAUUAGGUUGAAAACUACAUUAUUUUACCAGUAGUUUUGGUUUAAUAUCCCCACAUAACUGUUUUAUUUUUCAUUUUUGGACUGUUUAUAUAUUCGUUAUUAAAUGUCUUUUGAUAUUAUUCUUGAAGUGAUUAUGUUAAUUUAGCUUUGCAUUUAUAACCUUCCAUAUUGCGUAGAAAAUAAAAAAAAUUGUAACA